Molecule: messenger RNA, 1209 nt
Organism: Dentiscutata erythropus
Lineage: Eukaryota; Fungi; Glomeromycota; Glomeromycetes; Diversisporales; Gigasporaceae
Source: the annotation of a GenBank genome assembly
AUGUUAAAAAAAAUCAAUUCUUUGAGAGGAUUACAAUUCGUUAUUGACGAAGCACACUGCAUUAAAGAAUAUGAAUAUUUUAGAAAUUCCUGGACUAAAUUAAAUGUAGUAAAAAGUGGAUUUCCAUCUGUUCCGAUGCUUUUUUUAACUGCAACAUGCACCUUGGAUACUGCAGAAAAAUUACGUGCUAUUAUAACACCUUCUGAAUUACAAAUUAUCCGAAGUAACAAAAUUUAUAGGCCUGAUCUUAAACUUGAAAUAAUUUCAAAACCAUGCGGAAAAGAAAAACUAAUACAAGCUAUUAUUUCAGUUAUUGAUUCUAUAACAAAUGGUCGAAUAAUUAUUUAUUCAGCAUCUAUUUCUGAUUGUAUUACAGUUGGUCAAUUGCUUAUUAAACAUUAUGGGUCUCAGAAUAUAGGAAUAUAUCAUAGUAGUAUGAAAAGUGCAGAUCGUGAUAUAACUUUAAAAUUAUGGAAAGAUAGCGAAAUUAGAUUUAUGUCUGCAACAAAUGCUUUUGGAAUGGGAAUUAAUAUAUCAGACGUAAGGGCUAUAAUACAUACUACAUUUCCAAUGUCCCUUGAUAGCUUUAUUCAAGAAAUAGGCCGUGCAGGCCGUGAUGGUAAUGGUGGACGUAAUAUCAUAUUUUUUUCUCGAGCUGAUCUUCAUACUUUGACACUUAUUCUCUAUGGUGGGCAUGAAAGUAUACAAGAAAACAUUGAAAUAUCUCAAGAAUUCGAUGAAUCAUCCAGUUUGACAGAAAUGGUAGCUCCCACAAAUCAGAAAAAGCAUUUAAAAGAAAAAAGAAAACAAUUAUUAGAAAUGAUCCUUAUAUUCCGGUGUCAUAACUGUGAUAAUUGUUGCCGACGUGAAGCCAUUUCUACUGAAUGGCGAAAUGUUAGCAAUGAGGUAAAUUGGAUAGUUAGAAUCGUAGAUCAAUUGAUAAAAAGAGUUACCAGCCAAGAUCCUAAGUUAUUACAAAUCUCAAGAGAUGAUAUCACCGAUUGUUUUAUGGGUUCAAAAGGAAAAAAUGCAGUUAGUAAAGAUCUAAGUUCUAUAGAAGGUUAUGGAGUCUCAUCUGAAAGUUGUUCAAUUUUCAACGAAGAUUGCUUAUAUUUGAUCGAUUCAUUGAUCUUAGCAGAGAUUAUUACCGAAGAGGUUGAUAUCAAGUAUUCUAAAGAAGCAAAAUCGUUAUCAUAUUUAUCUAGUUUG